Molecule: messenger RNA, 1041 nt
Organism: Eurypyga helias (sunbittern)
Lineage: Eukaryota; Metazoa; Chordata; Aves; Eurypygiformes; Eurypygidae
Gene: IL4I1
Product: interleukin 4 induced 1
Exons: 3
Biological process (GO): amino acid catabolic process
Molecular function (GO): polyamine oxidase activity; L-amino-acid oxidase activity
Source: RefSeq, a predicted model, not a curated record
GCUUUCAAGACGUUCCAGGCUACAGACUGCAAGGAAUAUCUAGCCAAACACGACUCCUUCUCCACCAAGGAGUAUUUGAUUAAAGUCGGAAAUCUGAGCCGAGGAGCGGUUGACAUGAUCGGGGACGUGUUGAACGAGGAGUCUGGGUUUUAUCUCUCCUUCCUCGCCUCAGUGUGGGACUUUGACAUCUUCUCCAACGAGAGCCUCGACGAAAUCACAGGGGGCUUUGACCAACUGCCCAAAGCCUUCCACCAAGCGUUGCCCGGCGUCGUCCGGUUCAACUGCACGGUGGAGACCAUCAUGACCAACGGGAACAAAGUCCGCGUCUUUUACCGCUCGCCGGACACUCUGGCCCCGACCGUCGUCACUGCGGAUUACGUCCUCGUCACCUCCACCGCCAAAGCCACCCGGCACAUCCAAUUCCUGCCACCGCUCUCUCUUCCCAAGACCCACGCCCUGCGCUCCAUCCACUACGCCAGCUCCACCAAAAUAGUCUUGGCUUGCUCCGAGAAGUUCUGGGAGAAGGACGGCAUCCGAGGGGGACGGUCUGUCACCGACCGCCCUUCCCGCUUUAUCUACUACCCCAGCCACAACUUCUCCAGCGGGGUGGGGGUGAUCCUGGCUUCCUACACCUGGAACGACGAUGCCGAGUUUUUCCUGCCUCUCACGGAUGAGAAAGUCCUGGAUGUGGUUUUCCAGGACCUGUCGGAUAUCCACCAAGUCAGCAAGGAGCACCUGCAGUACGUCUGCGACCAAUCCGUGAUACAGAAGUGGCAGCUGGACAAACAUUCCAUGGGAGCGUUCGCCGCCUUCACCCCGUACCAGUUCGUCGACUACUCCCAGGCGCUCUUCCAGCACGAGGGGCGGGUGCACUUCGCGGGAGAACACGCGGCUCAGCCUCACGCCUGGAUCGACACCGCCAUGAAAUCGGCCGUCCGGGCGGCGAGCAACAUCCACCACGACAGCGGCGAAGCCCGGAUGCCGAACGAGGAAGGGGAGUGGGAGCAGGCGGGGGGUUUCUCUCAGAAGGAAGAGCUCUGA